Molecule: messenger RNA, 6987 nt
Organism: Zophobas morio
Lineage: Eukaryota; Metazoa; Arthropoda; Insecta; Coleoptera; Tenebrionidae
Gene: Khc-73
Product: kinesin-like protein KIF13A
Exons: 27
Coding region: 192-5780 (1862 amino acids)
Biological process (GO): microtubule-based movement
Molecular function (GO): microtubule motor activity; microtubule binding; ATP binding
Source: RefSeq, a predicted model, not a curated record
UGUAUUGUACGGCGCAACGUCCAAUAUUGUGUUCUCGAAUAUGGCGAAAGUAGUGAAUGUACGUGUUGUGAUAAAUGCUCUGUUGUGACUUACUAUGUUUGAAAAUGGAUAGUAACGUGAUUAUUUAUACAAAGAAAGUGUGAUAAUAGUGUAAAUAUAUAUUUUGUUGUAAUUAAAAGGAAAAUACCAAAAUGUCUACAGAUAAAAUAAAAGUUGCAGUUAGGGUCCGUCCUUUUAAUCGUAGAGAGCUUGAAUUGGGAACACAAUGUGUCGUCAAAAUGGAAAAACAACAAACCAUCCUCCAGCAGCCUACGACCCUGGAUAAAAUGGAAAGGAAACAGCCAAAGACUUUUGCAUUCGACCAUUGUUUUUGUUCGGUGGAUCCGGCCGUGGAAGGCUUCGCUUCACAGGAAGUCGUUUUUGAUAGCCUUGGGCGGGAUAUCCUUGACAACGCGUUCCAAGGAUAUAACGCCUGUAUCUUCGCUUAUGGCCAAACAGGUUCUGGUAAAUCGUACACGAUGAUGGGUUCUCAAGACAACAAGGGGAUAAUACCACGAUUAUGUGAUGCGUUGUUUGGCCUAAUUGCAAAGCAACAAAGCUCAGAACUUACUUACAAAGUAGAAGUAAGUUAUAUGGAAAUUUACAACGAAAAGGUUCACGAUUUGUUAGAUCCUAAAACGAAUAAGCAAUCAUUAAAAGUGAGAGAACACAACGUGCUUGGUCCCUACGUUGACGGCUUAUCCCAGUUAGCAGUAACGUCGUUUCAGGAUAUCGAUAAUUUGAUGGCUGAAGGCAAUAAAUCAAGGACGGUGGCUGCUACAAAUAUGAAUAGCGAGUCGUCUAGAUCUCAUGCGGUGUUUACGGUCAUACUAACUCAGACUUUGGUUGAUACUCACACUGGAGUAACAGGAGAAAAAGUCAGUCGCAUGUCUUUGGUAGAUUUAGCUGGUUCGGAAAGGGCUGUGAAAACUGGAGCGGUUGGUGACAGGUUAAAAGAAGGCUCCAAUAUCAAUAAGUCGUUAACAACGUUAGGUCUAGUAAUAUCAAAAUUAGCCGAUCAAUCGUCUUCAGGGAAUAAAAAUAAAGAUAAUAAAUUCGUGCCGUACCGAGAUUCUGUGCUAACGUGGAUAUUGAAAGAUAAUUUGGGCGGGAAUAGUAAGACUGUAAUGGUGGCGACGAUUUCGCCUGCAGCAGACAAUUACGAAGAAACGUUAUCGACCUUGCGGUACGCCGACAGGGCGAAGAGAAUUGUCAAUCAUGCUGUCGUCAACGAGGACCCGAAUGCCAGAAUCAUAAGAGAAUUGCGACAAGAAGUCGAGGCAUUGAAGGAAAUGCUAAAGCACGCUACUGGUUCUCCGGUUGGUGAUAUCCAAAGAGUUGAUAUUCACCAAAAAUUGAGCGAAAGUGAAAAAUUAUACAAAGAAGUGUCUCAGACCUGGGAAGAGAAACUAAUGAAAACCGAAAGAAUUCAGAACGAAAGGCAGCAGGCGCUGGAGAAGAUGGGCAUUAGCAUACAGGCGUCGGGGAUAAAAGUCGAGAAAAAUAAAUAUUAUUUGGUUAAUUUGAACGCUGAUCCUUCUCUUAACGAGCUCCUUGUGUAUUAUUUGAAGGAAAGGACAAUAGUCGGAGCAAGGAGUUGUGGUUCUGGAGUGGAACCCGAUAUACAAUUAUCCGGAUUGGGUAUUCAACCCGAACAUUGCAUAAUUACCAUCGAGGACGGUGGUUUGUUUUUGGAGCCACUGACGAACGCCCGCUCUUACAUCAACGGUUCCCAAGUAACGCAAAGGACGCAGUUAAGGCACGGCGAUAGGAUAGUUUGGGGAAAUCACCACUUCUUUAGGGUAAAUUGCCCGAGAUCAGUUUCUGCCACGUCGGAGCCUCAAACACCAGCACAAAAUAUCGAUUACAAUUUUGCCCGCGAUGAACUUAUGUUAAAUGAACUUAUUAACGAUCCAAUACAAGCUGCUAUCUCCCGCCUUGAAAAACAACACAAGGAAGAUAAACAAGUCGCAUUGGAAAAACAACGAAUGGAAUAUGAAAGGCAAUUCCAGCAGUUGCGAAACAUUAUGUCCCCUUCGACACCCUACCCUCCUUAUUCCUACGAUCCCCUGAGAGCCAAUUUUGGCAAAACAACUCCUUGCACACCUACGACACAGAUGAGGGUUGAAAAAUGGGCGCAAGAGAGAGACGAAAUGUUUAAAAGGAGCAUAGGACAAUUAAAAGAAGGCAUCUAUCAUGCUAAUUCUCUGGUGCAAGAAGCGAACUGCUUGGCUGAGCUAAUGGGACGAAAGACCAAAUUUAGCGUCACUUUACAAAUACCCCCAGAUAGACUCAGUCCAAACAAAUGGAAAGGUGCGUUCGUUAGCGAACCCGCGAUUCUAGUUAAGAGGGGCAAACAGAGCCAAGUUUGGUCAAUGGAAAAACUUGAAAAUAAGAUAGUAGAUAUGAGAGAGCUGUACGAAGAGAAGAAAGAACAAGGGGACUAUACAAAAGAUUCGCCGAUUAAAGAACAGGAUCCCUUCUUCGAAUCGCAGGAAAAUCAUAAUUUGAUAGGUGUAGCGAAUAUUUUCUUGGAAGCUUUAUUCCACGACAUUAAGCUAGAUUAUCACACACCCAUUAUCAGCCAACAGGGCGAAGUUGCGGGACGCUUACAGGUGGAACUCAGUCGUGUCGCGGGAACUUUCCCCCAAGACCGAAUAUGCGAAGCUGCUUCCGACAACUCGUCCGACAGCAGCCACGAUGAAGAAGACCACGGCAGCGCGAACGUCACCUGCCGCGUACACAUCAAACAAGCCUCUGGUCUACCUUUAUCCCUUUCUCACUACGUGUUUUGCCACUACACCUUCUGGAACCACCCCGAUUCUGUAGUAGUUCCAGACAAGAACGACGUUCCUAGUGUACUACCCAUGUCUAAAGAUAAGAUCUCUAGGUUUGACCACAUUAAAGACUUCACUAUCUCCAUGACGGAAGAAUUUUUGGAACACUGUUCAGAAGGAGCUCUCUCUAUAGAAGUGUGGGGAAACCGAAGCGCUGGUUUCUCAAAAGAACGUCCCGGUUGGGAAGUCGAACAACAUCAACUGGCAACCGCACGCUCUUUAGUUGAUCGCUGGUCCGAACUAACUCGUAAAAUCGAACUGUGGGUCGAAAUCCAAGAACUAAACGAUCAAGGAGAGUACGCACCUGUGGAAGUCACUGUCAAAAAUGAAGCGUCAGCUGGUGGCGUUUAUCAGCUACGUCAAGGUCAACAGCGCAGGAUUCAAGUUAGAGUUAAACCAGUACAGAACUCUGGUACUCUCCCCAUCAUAUGCCAGCAAAUAGUUAAAAUUGAAGUGGGGGGCGUGAUGGUGCGAAGUCGUCUACAAAAACAUCUAGAUUCGUACCAAGAAGAAGACUUGACUAUUUUAAGAGAAAAAUGGAGUGAUGCUCUUUCGAGAAGACAUCAAUAUUUGGAAGAACAGAUUAAGAAGCUUUUGGACAAACCAAACAAAAGUGAACAAGACGUGGAUAGAGAACACAGUCUGAUGGAUCAGUGGGUCAAUUUAACUGAAGAAAGAAAUGCAGUGAUGGUUCCUACGCCUGGAACUGGAGUUCCUGGGGCACCCGCCGUAUGGAUGCCUCCACCAGGAAUGGAACCUUACGUUCCUGUGUUAUUUUUGGAUUUGAAUGCCGAUGAUCUUACCGCACAUCAAUCCGGAGCGGACAUCACAGUAGCUGGUGUCAACUCCAUAUUGUCGAAAGAAGUGGGUAGUACUUUUUAUAGUCUACAUAUAUUGCAACAUCUAGAGAAAGAUGUUUGUGCCGUUGCUAGUUGGGAUUCUUCAAUACAUGAUAGCGCCAACUUAAACAAAGUUACUGAGCCGAUGGAAAGAGUGUAUAUGAUUCUAAGAAUAACGGUGAGGUUGUCGCAUCCAGCCCCGAUGGAUUUGGUGCUUAGAAAAAGGCUGUCUUUAAAUAUAUAUAAAAGACAGAGCAUUACAGAUCGGAUCAAGCGGAAAAUUGUGCGUGCGGAUGUUGUGACCCAGUGUGGAGUCACUUAUGAAGUUGUUUCGAAUGUUCCUAAAGCUAGUGAAGAACUGGAAGAUCGAGAAUCGCUAGCACAACUUGUAGCUUCUGGAGAUGACUCUUCUUUGUGUGAUGGAGAAACAUAUAUCGAAAAAUACACACGUGGGGUCAGUGCUGUGGAAAGCAUAUUGACCCUUGAUCGCUUAAGACAGAGUGUAGCAGUUAAAGAAUUAUUACAAGCCAAGGGUCAACCUUUGAUGAGAAAGACAGCGAGUGUUCCUAACUUCUCUCAGGCUUUGGAAACAAAGAAUGGGCUUAUGAGGUUAGAUACCAGCACCGAAUCUCUCCAGAUGUCACGAUCUGAAAGUGUGUCAGAACUUAAUAGCGAACUUCACGGUAAAACGACACCGAUACGGUCAAGAUCUAGCUUUGGUAAAGAGUCCGAGGGCACUCCAACCAAACCCUUCGGUAUAGGCUCCAUUCUUUCAGCUCGUCCGACUUUCUUAAAUCUCAGCUUAAACCUCAACUCUUUAAGAUUACAACAACCUGCUGGACCUUCGAAACUAUUCCCGGGUCUUACGUCACCAGCUAACACUAAACUGGGUCUUAGGAUGACCACACUUCAUGAAGAACAACCCUCCUUGCCUAGAAAGCACUCGCUUGAUAUUUUGAGCGACGAUACUAUUGAAGAACAAUGUGAAGAAGGCCAAGACGAAAAGAAGGAGGUUACUUAUACUAUAAAGAGUAGGAGUAACGGGAGGCGAACUAUUCCUACUUCUAGAACUCUGGAUUCUCUUGUGGAGUUGGCCCCAAAAUCAGGUACACCUUCGACCACUUCUAGUGGUUACGGUUCUCAGGCUGUUUCAUCUAGUAAUCUGUCAAGUGACGACUCUAUGUCACUACGCAGUAUGAGCGUUGAUGAAACACCCGAUUUAGAAAACAAACCGCCUGUAUCGAACGAUUUACAACCGGUAACUGAAGCCUCGGAUAGUUCGAGUGAAGCCUGUCAAGAAAGUACUUAUAGUGAAGAUCCUCCAAUCAGUAAAGACGAUAAUCCCGACGACUACUUGGUAAACGGUGUUGACAAUCAUUCCGAACCUAACCCAGAAAAACCUCCAGACAACGAAAGCAGCACAGUAAUCAAAACAAACCUAUCACCAGGACGCGUGGUGCGGAGGAAAAAGACAUCAAAAACGCAACAUUCCCAACGAGCAUCAUUUCCACAAGCGCGCCCACAAUUAUCAGAAAGUAAAGUUGCUCAAAAUCUAGAACAGAGUCUAAUCCAGACGAAUUUACUACACGAUGACGAAGGAUUAGACAGUUCUAAUGAUCGCUUAGAAGAUGAUUCAGAAAACACUUUUGGAUCGAAGCCUGACCUAAGCAAAUUAUCAGACGUUCCCGUCCCUGAAUGGGUUGUGUUGGGUGAAAGUGUUCUUAUAAGACCAUAUAAUUCUUCAGGUGUCGUCGCCUAUAUUGGCGGCACCGAAUUUGCCGCUGGUACAUGGAUCGGCGUUGAACUUGACGCCCCCAAAGGCAAGAACGAUGGGAGCGUUCAAGGCGUCCGCUAUUUCAGCUGUCGACCGAAGUAUGGAAUGUUCGUGCGUGCCGAUAAGUUAAUACUGGACCGCAGAGGACGUGCAAUGCGUGCUUAUAAGGCUGAUUCUCUUGCCAAUAAUAAUAAGUGUGCGUCUGGGAAAGGUGACGGUCUUCCCAGGUCGCGUUCACGUGGCGAUGGGCUGAAUAGUGUGGGGACGAGACCCAGUUCUAAAGCCAAAUAGGCACAAUAACUAGUCCCCUCCAAUAAUCCACCCGAUUUUAUGUAUUGUUGUGUGUUAAAAACACAUUCCAUGUGUGUAGCUGUGCCGUCCAUUUAUGUGGCAUAGAAACUUCCUAACUAUUUUUAAAAAAAUCGUUUUGUUAAUUUUGCUGAUCUUUUAGCCUUGCGUUGCUGUUCGGUUGCACUUUUGCUGCCAGAAAUCGACUUGACUUGGCCAACUGACUAAAUGACUACCUCCAUCAUAAAUUUCCUAAAUGAUUACUUAUGUACCGGCAAUCGUGUAAAUUGGCCCACAUUAGAAGUAGGUAGUUUUACAUGUGCCGUAGCUUAGGUAACCUCAGGCACAUAUCAAAUCACAUCAUUGAGUGAAACGCGAACGGAAAUCGUUUUAAUCUUGUCAAAAUAAUCCAGUAUUAUCGGCUCUUCUCGUUAUUUUGAGAAUAAUGGAGGCAAGAGCUCUCUGUACCUUGAUCGUUGAACGGGUUAUUUGAGGAUUAAAUUUGUUUUGUUAGUUUCUUUGAACCAGUUACUCUUGGUUUUAUAUUUUAAGAAUUUCUUUCUGUGAUAAUUGCUGUUAGUUUCCACAGAAGCCCUGGAAGUCUAUUGGCUAAAGAGACAGUCUGUGGGUUUAUAGGUUUUUGCGUGCUGUAUAAUUGAACAGAUAUAGUAUAUAAACAUAUAAUUGUAAUAGAAUGUAGUUUACUAAAGUAUUUAAACAAUUUCUGUGUGUUUGUAGAACAUUCUAGUGAUAAGAUAUGAUAGGUCUGUAGUGAUGAUUUGUUUUUGCUAUGAUUUCGUCACGAGUAAGACUGCAAUUAAGUUUGUCACUUGCAACUUUUUACAUUCCAUUUUAAAUAAUUGAUUAUGUAAAUUAAUACGCAAUGUUAUCUAGUCUUUACUCUUUGUUUGUUGCUCAGUGAUUAUGUUAAUCACCCAUUUGAUUCGGGUUUAGUCGUCCAGCCGGAGUCGCUUCGGCAGAAUAAAUACUAAACCUGCACACCUGUCCAAUUUGAACCGUUCUGUCCAAUUUGGGAUAAUAUUAAUGUAAAACUAUAUACCUGAUGAUGUAAAUUACUUCAUACUGACAUUACUAGAGAUUUCACGCUUGGGUAUAUUUGCAUUCACUUUAUCCAUACACACCACAUUUAUUAUGCGUGUCACUCUAUGUUAGUCAUUGAACAUAACUGUAAUAUAGUUCUCCUUUGUAA